UUUGGUGUAUUGUGUUAUUUUGAUUAUGGUAUUAUUAUUUAUUAGCAAAUGCACAGCUGAUCAGUGUUGCCUGGAGUUUGCGCAGUGGUGUUGUUGGUUGUUAGCUUACUUUAAAAUCGCGGUAAUUUUCGAUAUGGCGGGAGACCAAGAUGCCGAAAAUACGAUGGAAGUUGAUAUUGUUCCUUCAAAAAGUGAGCUUAACGAAGUUAAUAAAGAAAAGCCGAAUAAAUCCACAAAUAUACCAUGGAUAGAGAAGUAUCGUCCACAAGUAUUCUCCGAUAUAGUUGGAAACAAAGAUACUGUGUCACGGUUAGCUGUUUUUGCACAGCAUGGCAAUGCUCCAAAUAUAAUAAUUGCUGGACCUCCUGGAGUUGGAAAGACUACUACUAUUCUCUGUUUGGCACGUAUUCUUUUGGGACCUGCAUUUAAGGAUGCUGUACUUGAAUUAAAUGCUUCUAACGAUAGAGGCAUCGAUGUUGUUAGAAACAAAAUAAAAAUGUUUGCUCAGCAAAAGGUGAAUCUUCCAAAAGGAAAACAUAAGAUUAUUAUCCUGGAUGAAGCAGACAGUAUGACGGAUGGUGCGCAACAAGCUUUACGGCGUACCAUGGAGAUUUAUAGUAAUACAACAAGAUUUGCAUUAGCUUGCAAUAACAGUGAAAAGAUAAUUGAGCCAAUACAGUCUCGUUGUGCUAUGUUGCGUUAUGGAAAGCUCACCGAUGCUCAAAUUUUAGCCAAAGUCAUUCAAGUUUGCCAAAUGGAAGGGAUAUCAUACACCGAUGAUGGUCUAGAAGCUAUCGUAUUCACAGCACAAGGUGACAUGCGUCAAGCUUUAAAUAACUUACAAUCAACUUACAAUGGAUUUGGACACGUAAAUAGUGAGAAUGUUUUCAAAGUUUGCGACGAACCCCAUCCGCUUUUAGUAAAAGACAUGCUUGAAUCGUGUGUGAAGACAGACAUUUUUAAAGCUUACGAGAUAAUGGAAUACUUGUGGAAAAUGGGAUAUUCAGCAGAAGAUAUUAUCAGCAACAUAUUCCGUGUUUGUAAAAAUUUAUCGAUCGACGAAAAACUCAAGUUGGAUUUCAUACAGGAAAUUGGAAUCACUCACUUAGGCAUUGUCGACGGAAUUAAUAGUUUACUACAAAUGCACAGCCUGUUGGCUCGGCUGUGCCAAAAAGCUCUUGCGAAAUAACAUACCUUCGUAUAUAAUGUUAAUAAUAGGUAUAAGUGAAUAAAACCAUUUCUAUAUUUUUUUUCAAUUUA
Messenger RNA from Cephus cinctus (wheat stem sawfly), 1260 nucleotides. RefSeq names its product replication factor C subunit 2 (gene RfC4). Gene Ontology annotation, molecular function: ATP hydrolysis activity; DNA binding; DNA clamp loader activity. Bases 26 to 1189 code for a protein of 387 amino acids. NCBI's taxonomy places the organism in Eukaryota, Metazoa, Arthropoda, Insecta, Hymenoptera, Cephidae. The transcript has 6 exons. Gene Ontology annotation, cellular component: nucleus; DNA replication factor C complex. The record is from RefSeq and is a predicted model, not a curated record. Gene Ontology annotation, biological process: DNA-templated DNA replication; DNA repair.